AUGUCUCGGAGAGCACCGAGCAUACUAAUCAUAGUUUUGCUUCUAAAUGUGUGCAUCUUAGCUGUGUUUGGUUCAAUAUAUGAUAUAGAACAGGGGUUAUACCCCUUGAAUAUCUGGUGGCAGUGCCAGGGGGUACCUAAUCUUCAAACCCAGAAAGUUAAGUAUUUGGAAGAUGCUGCGAAGGCGUACUAUAUGUCCAAGCUGGCAGGUCGCGCUGUCGUCGACCGUGAGCUUGCCGACCAUGUGCCACCAGCUUCUAUUCUCUCCAAUGAACGCUACAUGAAGAUGCUUUUGGAAGUUGUCAAGGUGCCACAGGACGCAAUUGGCAGCCAACUGAUGAUGCGCCUCAACUGUGAACUAUUUAACGAUCUUGACUGGGUGAGGGAUGUCUAUGACACGGAUCUUUCUCGCAACACCAAUGGAGUGCGUGGUAUUCUCGAUGUAAUUUAUCGAUUGGGCCUCUGCGUCCGUGGAAUUGACAAACACCUCAACUGUCCAAAUGUUUGCCGCGUGAAAGGACCCAACUUCUGUAGGAAAGCGCCAUAUUCAAUUGGUGUCUGUGGCACGUACGUGCCCGAAGAGCUAAAGCUUUACUCGCCUGACAAGGAACCGGAGACCGCAGGUGACCUAUCGGAGGCCUUCAAGCGUUGGCACGCGAUGAUUCCUCGGGAGAAUCGGCUGCCACUCUCGUUUUUCAAGCACUUUGCACACAAAAACCAGCUCUUUGUCAAUGCAUACGAAGCGCAACUGGCUUCUGCCAAGGUCCCCUUCUGCAUUUGCGAGCCAUUUUACACGCAUGACCGAGUACAGGACACUUGCGUCGAAGACAUGGCAGACUUUGCCUGCGGUGGUGGGAAUCCCUGUAUGAACGGGGGCGAGUGUCAGAAGGCUCUAAACACCGGAUCAGACGAGGACGGCGACGCUGAGGAGGAGGAGGAGGAUGAUAGUGUUCAAAAGGUCUUCAUCUGCAAGUGCUUGCCAGCUUUUCGAGGGGAUCUGUGUGAGUACGAUGUCGAUCCAUGUGCUCUGGGAGUCGGCGUUAAGGCCUGCAAGCCCUACAAGUGUGUGCGCGCCCCUGAGGAUCCCUACAAUGGAUUCAGAUGUGAGUGCCCAUUGAGGACACACAAGCCAGGUGGUCCCACGGAGCCCAGCUGCGUUCCGAUUCCAGCCUGCAAAAGUGGCGACCUACGGAAUGGCCCGUGUCUCUCUGGUGGGAGGUGCGAGCAGUUGGCGACAGGAGAUCCGUUGGAUUACAAGUGUCACUGCCCACCGGGCUAUUCCGGCAAGAACUGCGAAGAUCCUCCACCAGAACCAUAUUGGUCCACUUGGAGUUCCUGGAGCAGUUGCAAGUGGCCAGCGCCUGCUGAGGCCUGCUUCAAACACGCCUAUCAGGAGUGUACCCGAGAGUGCAACGUCCAUGCACCCGGCCAGAUCUGCCAGGGACCUAGCAGACGGAUCCGGUACCGCGUAUGUGAUUUGAACUCGGAUGAUGAAGCAGUGGUUACUUCUCUGAGCGAUCGUCAAAAGCAGGAGCUCCAAACGGCAUUCUCGUUGUGCAGCCUGAGUUCAGAGGCGGCGUCUCCAAACUCGGGCGAGCCACUUGCUGAAUCCAAACUCUUCGAGCCGAUGAAGGACCCGGGUUCACUGGACGACUGGUCGAAGGUGAGUCCGGAAGAGGCUACUUACACCCUCCUGCCGAAGGCCUUUCGCCUCCUUGACUCGGCAGCUCUUCUCGCUGUCAGCUGGCCCGAACUCCCCGACUUAGCCUACUUCACCGCCUGGCUGUACGCCUUCAUACUCCUCUUAGCCUUUAUCAUUGUGUGGAUACAUCAAAUGCGAACGUGGAUCCUACGACACUACGGCAUUGAAAUCGACACGUGA
Molecule: messenger RNA, 1881 nt
Organism: Mesocestoides corti
Lineage: Eukaryota; Metazoa; Platyhelminthes; Cestoda; Cyclophyllidea; Mesocestoididae
Source: the annotation of a GenBank genome assembly